This is a messenger RNA of Debaryomyces fabryi, 981 nucleotides long. RefSeq names its product Pex19p (gene PEX19). Bases 1 to 981 code for a protein of 326 amino acids. Gene Ontology annotation, biological process: protein import into peroxisome membrane. Gene Ontology annotation, cellular component: peroxisome; peroxisomal membrane. The transcript has a single exon. Lineage: Eukaryota; Fungi; Ascomycota; Pichiomycetes; Serinales; Debaryomycetaceae. The record is from RefSeq and is a predicted model, not a curated record.
AUGUCUUUGAGUAGCGAACAGAAGGAUACUGUGAAGAGUACAGAACAAAAAUCGCAAACUACUGGUCAAGCUAAGCAAGCGGCCUCCACAUCAACUAAUGCUGGCGACGAAGACGAUUUGGACGACUUAGAUGAUUUAUUAGAUGAUUUUGCUGAUGAUGUCUUGAAUAAGCCACCCGGAUCAGCUGUCGGUACAGAAGCUCAAGAAAAGGAUGAGGUGAAGACUUCAGCAGAUGAGCCUCUUAAUGACGAAUUUAAAACUAGAAUUGAAGAUUUGAUUAAAGACUUAAAUAUAGAAGACCCAGAAACUAAGGUUCAAUUUGAACAAUUGGUUAAACAAUUUGAAGAAGAUCAUAAGGAAGAGUCAGCAGCAGCAUCACAACCACAGAAUUUCGAUAACGUCAUGAAAGAAACGAUGGAAAGAUUGAAGAAAUCGGGCGAUACUAUUGAUGAACAAAUAAAGAAUGAUCAGUCGAGCGGUAAACCGGAAGAUAUGUUAACACAAUUGCUUGCUGGGCUUGGAGGUCCAGGAGGUGCUGGAGGUGAUGGCGAUUUGGAUAUGUCAAAGUUAUUGGUCGAUAUGCUUGAACAAUUAUCGUCGAAGGAAGUGUUGUGCGAGCCAAUAAAAGAUCUUCAUUCAAAGUUCCCUGAUUAUUUGAAAGAGAAAAAGGGUAAAAUCUCCGAAGAAGAGCAUGCUAAUUAUACUAAACAAUAUGAAAUUUCCGGAGAGAUCUUAGCAAUUUUCGAAGCCCCAGAUUACAACGAUGAAGAUAAGGAAAAGAGAGAGAAAGUAAAUAGCUUACUAGAAUCUUUGCAAGAUUUAGGGCAACCUCCAACUGAGCUUGUUGGAGAUGCAGGUGACUUCCCAGGAUUUGGUGGCAUGGGAGGCGGUGCACUUGGAGGUAAUGGGUUAGAUUUUAACGAUAAGGACUUACCACCAGACCUUGAAAAGGGUUUAGAAGAAGGUUGUAAACAAACAUAA